Messenger RNA from Aspergillus candidus, 1524 nucleotides. Its product is annotated as MFS transporter. The coding region runs from base 1 to 1524 and encodes 507 amino acids. The record is from RefSeq and is a predicted model, not a curated record. Lineage: Eukaryota; Fungi; Ascomycota; Eurotiomycetes; Eurotiales; Aspergillaceae. The transcript has 2 exons. Gene Ontology annotation, molecular function: transmembrane transporter activity. Gene Ontology annotation, biological process: transmembrane transport.
AUGUCCCCAAACGCCCCGGCCGUCGACAUUGGUGCUGCUCCUUCCCUCGACACUCCCGAGGGAGAUACCAAACAGCCAGCCGAGGACCAUGUCGAAAAGGAUUCCAAUCUCGUGGACUGGGAUGGGCCUGAUGACCCGGAACACCCCCAGAACCUGACCCGGCUACGGAAAUGGGGCAUCACCUUCUCGUUAGCCUCGAUGACCAUGUGGAUCACAUUCUCCUCCAGUGUCCUCUCUGUCGCGACGCACCCGAUAUCGGAGGAGUACAAUGUGUCAACAAAAGUCAUGCCGCUGGCAACUACCCUGGUAAUUUUUGGGUUCGCCCUGGGACCGCUGUGCUGGGCCCCGUUGAGUGAAUUGUAUGGCCGUCGCCUGCCGACAUUUCUGGGAUAUGGGGUGUUUGCCAUCUUCCAGGUCCCCGUGGCGGUGGCCCCAAACCUCCAGACCAUCAUGGUCUGCCGGUUUUUCGUGGGCGUCUUUGGCAGUUCAGCGCUAUCAGUGGGCCCAGGUGUCAUGGCCGACAUCUGGGAUCCGGUGGAUCGUGGUAUUGCCACCCCUUUCUUCUUCGCAGCCAACCUGCUCGGCCCGAUCCUCGGGCCCAUUAUAGGCGGAUUUAUCACGGAAUCCCAGCUUGGUUGGCGAUGGACUGCGUGGCUGACUCUCAUCACCUCAAUCUUCUUCGGAGUCCUCGCCCUCCUUAUCGUGCCCGAAACUUACAGUCCCGUUCUGCUCCAGCAGCGCGCCAGCCGGCUCCGCCGUGCAACGCAGAACCAGUCUCUCUACUCGUUCCUCGACCAGCAUCGUCCGACCCUCGCCGAGUUUGGAUAUAAGUACCUUGCCCGUCCGUUCAUGAUGUUCCUACUCGAACCGAUCCUGAUCUGUUUCACCGUCUAUCUGUCGCUGAUCUAUGGGAUUCUCUAUCUCUUCCUCGAAGCUUACCCCGUCGCUUUCGCCGAAGAACGACACUGGACUAAUAAAGGCAUUGCCGGGCUCCCGUUUCUUGGUAUCCUGGUCGGCAUGGUCCUAGGCAUCGGCAUCAUCAUCUACAACACCAGGACGCGAUUCGCGCGACAUCUCGCAGAGCAGGGACAGGUAGCCCCGGAGGAGCGUCUAGUCGAGAUGAUGCUCACCUCGAUCACCAUGCCAAUCGGUCUCUUUUGGUUUGGCUGGGCAGCUCACACCCACUGGAUGGUGCAGACAAUUGCCGGGGUGCCCCUCGGCAUCGGUCUGUUCGUCCUCUUCAUGCAGGGCAUGAACUACCUGAUUGACGUCUAUCUGACUCUUUCCAACUCGGCCAUCGCGGCUAAUACUCUGGCCCGUUCGUUUCUGGGCGGAUCGUUCCCGCUCUUCGCCACGGCCAUGUAUCAUAACCUCGGGGUUGAUUGGGCAUCGACCAUACUGGGAUUCAUAUCGGUUGCCAUGGUUCCUAUCCCCUUUGCAUUUUAUAUAUUCGGUGCAAGGAUUCGGGCUAUGUCUAGGUAUACGGUCAAGGCUGGAAAUGGUAUAGGGCCCCCGAUACCCUAA